UUCAUUUUGAAAAAAUCGGGACAUGACAUUGACAAUAAGAGUAAUGCUUGAUCUCCUAGUUAUUUCUUUCAUGUUCAGUUUCGUUGUUCUUCAACAGAAAAGCAGUGCUCAAUCACUACGAUUGAUGAAAUGUGGAUUUGAUAAAAUAUAUCAGUUGGGUGACUCACUUGCUGAUACAGGCAACUGCAUAAGAGAGAAUCUUUGUGCACGUCGUCUUCGAUCUGGAAGAUUUCCUUAUGGAAUGAAUUUUUCCCAGAAAAAAUCAACUGGACGUUGUUCUAAUGGCAUGCUCAUUAUUGAUUUCAUAGCUUUGGGAUCUGGUCUACCUCUCCUAAAUCCGUACAAGCUUCAAAGUGCAAAUUUUACACAUGGUGUGAAUUUUGCAGUAGCAGGAGCUACUGCUUUACCAGCUGAAGUCAUGGCAGAAAAGAAGAUUGUUAAUGCAGCCACCAAUAGCUCAUUAAGUGUGCAGCUUGCUUGGAUGUCUUCUCAUUUUAAAACAUCCACCCGUGAUCGCGCAGCAAAAUUGAAGAAGGCUCUUUUCCUAGUUGGAGAAGUAGGAGGAAAUGAUUUCAACCAUGGCUUAUUGCAAGGUAAAACUAUAAAAGAGUUGCGAUAUAUGGCGCCAGAAGUUGUUCAGACCAUCAUUCAUGGUGUUAGAAGGGUCAUUGGUUUUGGGGCUACUCAAAUUGUAGUUCCUGGCAAUUUUCCAAUUGGUUGUUUACCAAUUUACCUAACCAAAUUCAGGACUGACAACUCAACUGCCUAUGAUAAUCACCAUUGCUUGAAAGAUCUAAAUAAUUUUGCAGUAUUCUACAAUUAUCAUUUGCAACAAGCCAUUCAAGAGCUGAAGAAAAGGUAUCCAAAAAUUACACUGAUUUAUGGUGACUACUACAAUGCCUAUAUGUGGCUUCUAAGCAAUGCCGUCGCUCUUGGAUUUGACAAAAGCUCCUUACAGAAAGCUUGUUGUGGAAUAGGAAGAGGCUAUAAUUUUGACUUAAGUAAAAUAUGUGGAUCUCCUAGAGUGCCAAUCUGUACUGACCCUAAUGCCUACAUCAGUUGGGACGGAAUUCAUUUGACACAAGAAGCAUACAAAUGGUUGGCAAGAUGGCUAAUUAAUGACAUGUUACCCAAAUUGAACUGCCAAUAAGUUUAAGUUCUAAGCUCUU
This is a messenger RNA of Nicotiana tabacum (common tobacco), 1169 nucleotides long. RefSeq names its product GDSL esterase/lipase At5g03980-like. Gene Ontology annotation, molecular function: hydrolase activity, acting on ester bonds. Lineage: Eukaryota; Viridiplantae; Streptophyta; Magnoliopsida; Solanales; Solanaceae. The record is from RefSeq and is a predicted model, not a curated record.